Molecule: messenger RNA, 3005 nt
Organism: Condylostylus longicornis
Lineage: Eukaryota; Metazoa; Arthropoda; Insecta; Diptera; Dolichopodidae
Exons: 2
Coding region: 246-860 (204 amino acids)
Source: RefSeq, a predicted model, not a curated record
ACAAUCAACUGCAUGUAACUAAAGGAUCCAAUUUUCCAAGUAUAAAAGAAAAAUAAAGAAACAAAACUCAAAACAAAAAUUUAACAAAUCAAAACACCAAAAAUUUUUUACAAAUAACCAAAACAAUUUUUCAUUUGUUUUUCAAUUCUUUUUAUUAAAAAAUAUCCAAUAGUAACAUUAUUUAAUAACGAAUUAAAAAUUAAAAUAAUAAUAACAACAACAUUAAAAAAAAAGUUAUUAUCAAAAUGAGACGAGCCUCUUUUACACCGAUUUUUAAUGCUAGUGCCCAAGAACCUUUAAUUGUAGUGGAAGAAUCAAAUACCGGUGAAGAAGGUGAUGAAACAAAUUUAGAACAAAAAAAUUCAAAUAGUGACGAAUCAGAACCACAGUCUCCUGUAAAUCCAUAUUUAUUAUGUCCAUUUAAUGAUCCUCAUCAAAGGCGUAAACAUUCAUUGCCAUCAUUACAAAUUACAGAGGGUAUAACAGCAAGUCAAGUACGUCGUUUAUCUGAAGCCGGUUCUGAGUCAACAACUUUAAGUACAAAAGAAGUUGAAUUUUUGGCAACAUUAUCUCAACGUUCAGCUGGUCCAUCAUCUGGUGGUAGACGUCAUUCAGUUGUUACAAUAUCACCAGUACCAACGUCAUUAUUCGGUCGAAAUCGAAGGGAAUCAAUAGGUGUUAUUUCAACUAGUCGUAGAGGUAGUGCAAUUGCUGGUCCACCAUUAACUGAACAUCGAGGAAGUGUUCAUAAUUUACAAUUAGAUAUUAUGGAUGGUAUUGUACAAGCAAGAAAAACACGUUCCGGUAGCGGUAUGUGGACGACAUCUGUUAAUGAGAAUAAAGUUCAAGUUCAAACAUAAAAGGAAGUAAAAUAGUAAAAAGAAAAACAGAAUAAAAAUAACAAAAGUAAAAAACACCAAAAAAAAAAAUAUUAAAAAUUAUUAAAAGUGUAAACAAAGAAGAAAUAAUCAGUAAAUUAAAAUAACAAAAACAAAAUUCAACAAAUUAAAAAUUGCACCUGCACAUAUAAAAAACAAACGAAUAUUAUAAAAAAACAAAAAAAAAAUUAAGUAUUUUUAAAAAUAACAUUUAAAAUCCUUUAAAUCCUUGAAUUUUUAUUUUUCACUUUUCCACCUAUUCUUCGCGCGCGUUUAUUAAAUUUUUUCCAAUAUUUUUUUUAUUGAUUUUCAUAUUUUUCUGUUAUAUGGUUGAAAUAACAAUUUCCAAAUAAAUAACAAAAGAACUAUUCAAAUAUCGAAAAAUAUUUAUUAUCAUUUUUUUUUGUGUUAUAACCGAAUUCAGUAUUUUACACUGACAUAUUUAUAGACACGUUUUGAAUUUUUAUAAUAUUGAAUUUUUGUAAUAUUGAAUGCAUUAAUAAUACGCGGAGAAAUUCAGAUUUUUAAAUAACGUGUAUAACACAUUUUUUAUUUAAAUUAAUACUAAAAUAUUACUUUGAGAAAUCUAACUUUAUAAAAAUGGAAAUAGUACUUUAAGAAUUUCGUAUUAAUUUGUGAAUUUUAUGUUUAUAGGGUUCCAGUGAUAAUGCUCAUAAUCAAGAGAAAACGGAAUAGAGAAUAUAAAUUUGUUAUUUAAAUUUAAUACUCGAUUUAGAGUUUAUGCAAGGUAAAGAUGAUGGCGCCCGAAUAUGUUCCUAGUUUGAAUGAAUUGUAGGACAAUUUUAUUGUGAUUUUUAAAUAUUCUUCCAAAAUGAAUUAGUUAAGCAAAAAGAAAAAAAGAAUUAUAUUUUUUGAAUAAUUUGAUUUGAUGUAUUUUAUGAAAUUUAAAUUCUAUUUUCACAAAUAAUUAUUAAUUGUCUAUAUAUUGAGAGGAACUUUUAAUUGAAUUUAAAAGCCGAUUUUCGUAAUUCAGAUAAAAAAUCGAAAUUCUUCCCAUUGUUAAAUUUUCUAAUUUUAAAUUAUAGUAUCGAAAACUAAGAAAAAAAGUAAUUAUACCAAUAUUUUACAUUUUUUACUAUAUUUUCGUUUAUUUUGUAGUUAUUGCAUUUUUUACAUAAAUCGAAUAAUAAAAAAAUUAUUUAUAUUUUUAACAGAUCUGUGUCUGUAUCAAUUUAAAAAUUCUAAAAUUUGUUCUGUUUUGAGUUGUAUUAUAAAAAAAAAACAAAAAAUUUGAAAGUUGUUUUAAAAAAACCCCUUUAUAGGAACGUGCUAUAAUAUGACAGACACAAGGGGUAUAAUAAAAAUCAUUGAAAUAUUAUAUAUGUACAUAAAUCGUGCAAAAUUAUUUAUAUUCCUUUUAAAAACAAAAUAAUAUUAUCAUCUCUUGCAAAAUACAAAUUACUUAAAUUUUUUAUAUACAUGAUAUACUUUUAACUAUAUUAUAUGAGUGUAUAAUGCACUUACAUUUGCAAUUAUUAUUACUUAAAAUUACAAAAUUCAUAAAAAUCUCUUAUGUAUUUUCCAAAGUAAAAUUUAUCAUUCAUAUUUUAAUAUCAAAAAGAAUUACAAGUAAAGUAGGUACCUAGAAAUGCAUAUAUUUAAUAUAUAAAUGUAUGCUUGUACUUUAUCACGUCCUUAUCUAAAUUACCUUCCUUAUUUUAAGAGCAAUAAUAUAACACAGUACAAGAGAAAGAGAAAACACAAUAAAAAUAAGAAAAAAAAAUAUAAAAAUAUGUAGUUGAAAACACAAAAAAAAAAUGACUAUGAAAAUAGCGCACUAUAAAAUAUUUUUGUAAUUUUCAUUUUUUUUUUCUGUCAUUUUUAUUUGUAUAUAUAACGGUACAAUAAGAUUGUUCAGGUGUAAAAUUUUUUACUUUAACUAUAUUAUUAUUCAAAAUGUGAAUACAUUAAUUUCACCUGCCUGAAUAUUUCAUAUACAAAACUAUUCAAUAUUACAAAGGUAAAAAGCGAGAAAAAAAAACAAGAAAUAAAUCGAAAAAAUAUCAACUCAAAUUGAAACUUUUUAAAAAUAUUUAAUGCAUAAAAUAUACAACAAGCUAACAAACAAACAAACGAACAACAAUUUAACAAACGAACAUGUGAACA